AUGCCCGUGCAAGAGGAAGUAUCCACUGUACAUCGACUGAACUAUCGAGAAACUUUGGUGAGACGAUCACUUCGGCUACACUACGGCACCGUCCAAAUCAAAGGCAUUUUCGCACAGGAGAUCGUGGGACCUGUGGGUACCAACAACGUCCAGACCACACCCAACGACAUCUACGUCGAUCUCACGGACGGUAAGGACGUCGUCAACGUGUGUGAAGCGUCGUGGUCUAGCAACCAGCAGCCAAACCUGUCCAAGAACCUCGAAAAAACUCUGCAUAGGCUGUACUUGUAG
Messenger RNA from Phytophthora nicotianae INRA-310, 291 nucleotides. RefSeq lists its product as hypothetical. The transcript is spliced from 4 exons. Bases 1 to 291 code for a protein of 96 amino acids. Lineage: Eukaryota; Oomycota; Peronosporomycetes; Peronosporales; Peronosporaceae. The record is from RefSeq and is a predicted model, not a curated record.